Cynara cardunculus var. scolymus (artichoke) is the source of this 1862-nucleotide messenger RNA. RefSeq names its product zinc finger CCCH domain-containing protein 56. The transcript is spliced from 2 exons. Gene Ontology annotation, molecular function: metal ion binding; mRNA binding. The coding region runs from base 588 to 1733 and encodes 381 amino acids. The record is from RefSeq and is a predicted model, not a curated record. Lineage: Eukaryota; Viridiplantae; Streptophyta; Magnoliopsida; Asterales; Asteraceae.
GCUUAGCAAACCCGUAAAUUAAGCGAACCCAUCUCUCAAAAUCGGUUGGGGGGUCCAAUUUAAUUACUUCGAUCAGAUAAUAACUGAUUUCAUCUGGUACUUUCCUUGUUUUCCAUGUCGUAACUGCUCUUAGUUCUAUAUUUUACUAUGUUUUAUUCAAAAAUCUAGUACCCAGAUCUGUUUCAGUGACAAAGAUUGUAUCUUUCUUGUAAUUUCCCUUUCGGGUUUGUUUGUACUCUAUCGAUUUUGUUGUUCUUUAGGUCGCUUAAUCGUCCAUUUAUCGCAAUUACCUCUUUGUUGCGAGUUGAGUCUUUCGGAACAUCAUUCAAUUUCCCUGUUGUUAUCUGACAUUCGAUAAUCGAAACAUCUAUUUCCUAUUUGCAGUUGUUCAACUUUUUGUAUCACUUAUUGUAGUUUCUCAAAUAAUUAGGGCUCCAGCUUGUACCUUUAGCCUUUGCCUUUUACAGAAACUGUGUUUACGGCCAUUUUUGGAGCUGUAAUUUCUAUAUAUAUAGUGGCGUUUCGCUUAGGGUUUUGUCUGUCCUUUGUUUAGGAAAGAAAUCUUGAGGCAUUCAGUUGCACCCGAAAUGGAUUAUGGUCGAGAAACUGGAAAUGUUGUUCAGAUUAUCACAGGAGGAGGUUCAAGAAAUGGAGCUGAUUAUUGGGGGGAUCAGCCAGUAUGGGCAACAGAGGAUGAAUAUGGUGUUUGGGAUAGGGAGGCAUCUGUUGAUACUACUUCGAAUUCGAAUUAUGAUGGGAGGCAAUCGCAAACUAGAUCUGGAAGUGAACCACCGAAUAAGAAGACACGAAAUGGGCAGGGAGGGGAUGUGCAGGCUUCUAGUCGUUCUAAAGCGAUUGGGAAAAUGUUCUUUAAGACGAAACUAUGCUGCAAGUUUAGGGCAGGUACUUGCCCUUAUAUCACAAAUUGUAAUUUUGCACAUAGCAUUGAAGAACUGAGAAGGCCGCCACCGAAUUGGCAAGAAAUUGUGGCUGCUCAUGAGGAAGAAAGGGCUGUUUCUUCUGAACCCAGGGAAGAAUUUCAAAUACCGUCACUUGGUUCUUCUAGUUUUACAGUGGACAGUCAGAGAUCUUACAAAGGGCGGCAUUGCAAGAAGUUCUAUACUGAAGAGGGGUGUCCGUAUGGUGAUAAUUGCACGUUUCUUCAUGAUGAGCAAUCGAAAGCUCGUGAAAGUGUUGUGAUAAGCUUGGGUCCUGGAUCUGGUGGUGGGUAUGGCGGUGUAGGAGCAAGUGGUGGUGGUGGUGGUGGAGCAGGAGGAGGAGGAGGAGGUGGUGGUGGCGGUGUCGGCGGCAGCGGUGGUGGUGUAGCAGAAGCAGCAGGAUCCAAUUCUAUCUUGAAGCCUUCAAAUUGGAAAACAAGAAUCUGUAACAAGUGGGAGCAAACAGGGUAUUGCCCAUUUGGGAGUAAGUGCCAUUUUGCUCAUGGUGCUGCAGAACUGCAUCGAUAUGGUGGGGGGCUUGUUGAUAUAGAUGCCAAAGAUUCUCCAACUGCAAUGGACUCGAACAAGCAAGGGGUCAUGUCUUCAAAAAUACCCAUUGAAACGGUGGUAGCUGCUGGUCCAUCAGCGGCUCAUUCCGACGGUUAUCAUGUUGGGGCUCCUUCUCAACGGCUGCCAGGCGUCAUUCCGAGGACUGGACAGAGACCCUUUCAAAAGUGGAAGGGCCCAGAUAAAAUUAGUCGUAUUUACGGGGACUGGAUUGAUGAGAUUGAAUAAGUUGCGGGUACAAAUGGAUUUUGUGUUUUGUGCUUGUUUGUUUUAACUUUUGAGAAUGUUGUUGUGGACUGAGAAGUGUAUUUUUGUUUGGAUUGCCGAAUGCUUUUCUUGUUGGAUGUCUUUUCUGUU